This is a messenger RNA of Aureococcus anophagefferens, 825 nucleotides long. RefSeq lists its product as hypothetical. The record is from RefSeq and is a predicted model, not a curated record. The transcript has a single exon. NCBI's taxonomy places the organism in Eukaryota, Pelagophyceae, Pelagomonadales, Pelagomonadaceae. The coding region runs from base 1 to 825 and encodes 274 amino acids.
AUGAAGCUCACCGCCACCCUCGCCCUCGCCGCCCUGGCGCCCGCCUCCGGCUUCACGGCGGGCGUGCCCGCCCCCGCGGCGCUCACCCGCAUGAUGGCCGACGGCGCCCAGUCGGCCGACGCGUCGCUCGCCGUCGCGCCGGCGGGCGGCGGUAGCGGCCCCGGCAACGGCUGGGCGAUCGGCGACAUCUCCCCCGACGGCAAGCUGACGCAGCGCGUCGAGGGCCAGACGCGCAAGACGUGGGCCUUCAACGACUUCUCGAAGGACCGCGUGCAGGUCGCGCUCACGUCCGAGGGCCGCCCCGUGACGGCGGACAUCCAGCUCUGGAUCGGCCCCGACUGGACGCCCUUCUCGAUGAAGGCCUACAGCGAGGACGGCAAGCUCCGCCCCAUCCAGACCCUCAUCGGCACGCGCAACAAGGCCGCGAUGAUCGAGGUCCGCAACAACGGCGAGUACGAGUUCCCCUUCAGCGCCGCGUCCAACUACGCCCAGGGCGCCAUGGUGAACAAGCCCGCGACCAUCCCCGCCGAGGCCACGACGUCCAGCGAGCGCGUCGACGGCGGCGCCCUCCGCUCCUACCCCAUCGACGCCUCCGUCAAGCAGCUCGAGGUCGUCCUCAAGACCGACGGAAAGCAGCUCAACGCGCGCAUCGAGCUCCUCAACGCGCCCAACAACCCCAAGCAGACCUUCGAGUGCUUCACCAACAACGGCGAGCUCAACUCCCUCUGCGUCUGCUUCAACAUCCCCGACGAGUACACGACCGUCCGCGUCAUCAACCUCGCGCCCGUCGAGUUCCCGUGCAACGUCCACCUCAACGAGAAGUAG